AUUUUUGUUCUAACAUGUGGAAUACUUGUAAUGCUAUCCUUUACAGCCUCUGAAACCAAUACCGGUACCAGUCCUACUUCCAUCCCUGAAACAUAUAACCUCAUUAACGCUACGGGAAACUUACCAAUAGCAAAGCCGGGCUGCGAUACCAGCUGCGGUGACUUGAUUGUUCCCUACCCUUUCGGCAUAGGCCUCAACUCAACUUGUUCGAUAGGCGAUGGGUUUGACAUCUAUUGCAACACUUCUUCCAAACCCUAUAAAGCCUUUUUCAAAGAAGCUGGUCAAAACGUCUGGAUCAAAAAGAUAUCCGAUUCUACAAUCCGGACAUCCAAUCUGGUUGCUAGCACUUGCUACUACCCAGGUGGUAAAAUUAAUAAUUCAUACAAUAUCUCCUAUGAUUUUUCUCAUUCUCCCUACACUUUUUCACAACUAAACAAGUUCACAGUGGUUGGUUGCAAUGAUUAUGCUUGGCUGACCUCAAAAACUCAUCAAGGGUCUGAAGAUCAGGUGUCUACCGGCUGUAUGGUGUUUUGUCCUAAUCUGAAUUCGCAGGAUACUUCAAGUGACGAGUGUUCGGGGAAUGGUUGUUGUCGAUCAUCCAUACCCCGGGACAUUAGUUACUAUACAACUAGGCUCGGGAAGUUGAUGAUGAAUUCACCAGAUGAUGAGAAGAAUAAUAAUUCUUCGGAACGUUGUACAUAUGCAUUUGUGGGUGAGGAGGACAGAUUAUUAUUGAAGUAUAAUAAUGGUGCAGCGGGUUUAUUAGAUUCUAAUUCCUUUGUUAAAAGAAUUGAAGAUAAUGUCCCAGUAGUGCUCGACUGGGCCAUUGGUAACCUGAGUUGCGCUGAAGCCAGAGCAACACCAGGUUACGCCUGCCGAUCAAAUAGCAUAUGUGUUGACUCAGUUAGGAAAUCGGGUGGGUACCGCUGCCAAUGUAAUGAAGGCUAUGAAGGAAACCCUUAUCUGCAUCCUGGCUGCCAAGAUAUCAACGAAUGCGACUAUCCACAAAUCUACCCUUGUAAUGGUGACUGCAUUAAUACUCAAGGAAGUUACAAUUGUACUUGUUCAUCAGGAUACGUUGGUAAUGCAACUGUACCAUUUGGUAUUGAUCCUCUUGAAUUAAAAGGAACCACGGUGGGAUUCGUUUUGUUAGGUUUUUUCUUAGGCACUAUAAUGCUAGUUUUUGCAAUUUGGAUGAGCAAAGUAAUACAAGAGAGGAAAGAUAAGAAAAGUAGAGAGCAGUUCUUCAAAAGAAAUGGUGGAUUAUUGUUGCAACAACAUAUAUCAAAUGGUGAAGAUGCAAUUGAGGGAACAAGAAUGUUUUGUGCGAAAGAGUUGGAGAAAGCUACCGAUCAAUAUAACAAUAACAGAAUAGUUGGACGAGGUGGGCAAGGAACAGUAUACAAAGGCAUGUUACCAAAUGGAAAAAUAGUAGCAGUAAAGAAGUCCGUGUCGGUGGAUGAAACUCAAGUCGAGUCAUUUAUCAAUGAGGUAUUUUUACUUUCCCAAAUUAGUCAUAGGAAUGUGGUAAAGCUAUUGGGCUGUUGUUUGGAAACCGAAGUUCCAGUUCUCGUCUACGAAUUUGUCUCAAAUGGAGAUCUCUUCCAAUUUUUACACGAUGAGAAUUAUGAGUUUCCUACGUUGUGGAGUAUCAGGAUAACAAUUGCUACAGACGUUGCUGGAGCUCUUGCUUAUAUGCAUUCUGCGACUUCCAUUCCUAUAUACCAUCGAGACAUUAAGUCUUCCAACAUACUUUUGGAUGAGAAGUUUAGAGCAAAACUAUCAGAUUUUGGAAUAUCAAAGUCUGUCAUGGGAGAUCAAACUCACUUGAGUACCUUAGUCAAAGGGACAUAUGGGUACCUGGAUCCUGAGUAUUUUCAAUCAAACCAAUUCACAGAAAAAAGCGACGUUUAUAGCUUUGGGAUUGUUUUGGUUGAGCUUCUGACCGGAAAAAAGCCUAUAUAUUCAAUAGGCCCAGGGGAAUCACGAAGCUUGGCAUCAUUGAUUUUGUCAAUGGAUGAAGGGCUUAUCUUAGAAAAUAUUGAUAGUCGAGUGUCGGAUGGUCCAAAAGUGCAUCUCAUAGCAGUUGCUAAGCUUGCAAAAAGAUGCUUAAAUCUAAAUGGUAAGCUAAGGCCAACUAUGAAAGAAGUUGCUAUUGAGUUGGAAGGAAUAAGAUCAUCAAGUCAUUAAAUCACAUGAAUAGAUCUUUCAAGGUUUAGUCUUGUUUUAUAUUGUUUU
This is a messenger RNA of Erigeron canadensis, 2238 nucleotides long. RefSeq names its product wall-associated receptor kinase-like 8. The transcript is spliced from 3 exons. Gene Ontology annotation, biological process: protein phosphorylation; cell surface receptor signaling pathway. The record is from RefSeq and is a predicted model, not a curated record. Lineage: Eukaryota; Viridiplantae; Streptophyta; Magnoliopsida; Asterales; Asteraceae. Gene Ontology annotation, cellular component: plasma membrane. The coding region runs from base 31 to 2190 and encodes 719 amino acids. Gene Ontology annotation, molecular function: ATP binding; polysaccharide binding; protein serine/threonine kinase activity.